This is a messenger RNA of Pomacea canaliculata, 2596 nucleotides long. Its product is annotated as probable flavin-containing monoamine oxidase A. Gene Ontology annotation, molecular function: oxidoreductase activity. The record is from RefSeq and is a predicted model, not a curated record. The transcript is spliced from 11 exons. The coding region runs from base 101 to 1753 and encodes 550 amino acids. Lineage: Eukaryota; Metazoa; Mollusca; Gastropoda; Architaenioglossa; Ampullariidae.
UCCGGCUACACUGCGUUGCACAGGGACCGCUAGCUUUCGCUAACCGCUAGAUUCGCUAGGCUAGCUUCGCUCGAUUCGCUACGUGCUAUGCAACACGCCAAUGGUGACAGACAAAGCUUUGGUGCCAAUGGCAGAAGGAAGUGAAAUUAAAUACGAUGUUAUUGUCAUCGGCGGGGGCAUAUCUGGUCUGACGACUGCCUUCCAUCUCAAGAAAAGAGAUCCCAAACUGAGGAUAAUUGUGCUAGAAGCGAAAGAUCGUGUUGGAGGCCGCACUCAGACCAUCUCACUCAAGUCGAAGGAUGGAACAGACAAAUGGGAUAUUGGCGGCCAGUGGGUUGGAAGGUGCCAACCUCAUAUUAUGUCACUCCUGCUGGAGCUUGGUCUGGAAACCCACCCUCAGUAUACAAAAGGAAAAAAAAUCCAGCAGCUUUCUGGGCCUAAUAUAUCCACAUUCAGUGGUGAUCUACCUUCUCUGUCAAUCUUUGCGCUGAUAGACCUCCAUCAUUUCAUCUCAAAGGUGGAAAGCUGCAGAAAGCUUGUGAAAUCAGAUGAUCCUUAUGCAUGCCCCUUGGCAGAAGAAUGGGACUCUAUCUCAGCAGAGCACUUUAUUCAAGAAAACUGUUUUACACAAGGUGCUAUUGAUGCAGUGAAUAUUGCCAACAGAACAAUAUUUGGAACAGAGUCGUCCCAGCUUUCUUGUCUCUUUUGGUUUGCAUACAUCAGUGCUGCAGAUGGAAUUAUUAAGCUCUGUGAAGCUAAAGAAUUCACAGCACAGGAAAGUACAAUCAAAGGGGGUGCACAGAAGAUUUCUGAACUGCUAGCGGAACGCAUUGGCCACAAAAACAUACUACUUCAGCAACCUGUAGUCCAUAUUGAACAGACUUGCAAGGAUGUAAAGGUUACAACAAAGACAGGAGAAACAUACAUUGCAAAAUAUGCUGUGUCUGCUAUGCCUCCACCCCUUUUAGACUUCAUCACCUUCAGCCCUUCCCUGCCUGAAUUUAAAAGAGAAAUGUGCAAAAGAAUGACACUUGGCAAUUACACCAAAAUCAUCAUUACAUACCAAGAGGCAUUCUGGCGCAAAGCAGGUUUCUCAGGUGAGGUUAUUACAAAUGGAGGGAUUACUGCUGUGCCUAACUGCUCUUCGGGUCCACUUUGUAUAAUAUAUGAUGCCUCUCUCUACAAUAACAGCCCUGCUCUUCUAGGAUUCAUUGCUGGUGAUGUAAAAGUAGAGUGGACUCAGCAAUCACCAGAGACACGAAAAAGAGCAGUUUUAGAUCAAGCUGCAGAUUACUUUGGGAAGGAGGUGUACAGUUACAUUGACUACUUUGAGAAGGACUGGAACCAGGAACCAUAUUCACAUGGUGCACCAGUCUGCAUUAUGCCUGUUGGCAGCAUGCCCGUCUUUUCAAAAGCCAUCCGACAACCCUUUGAAAGGUUGCAUUUUGCGGGGACAGAAACAGCUACCUCCUGGUGUGGUUACAUGAAUGGUGCAGUGCAGGCAGGUUUGAGGGCAGCAGCGGAGGUACUGGAGAAGCUAAGACCAGAGGUAUUAAUCAGUGAGGACUAUGGUGCACUUCAAGGCUCAACUCUUGCCACCAGGCCGGCACAGGGACUCAGUAAACAGCGGUGGCUGAAGCAGCCACGCAGAAGUUUCAUUGGAGCCUCAUUCUUGAAGUGGACCAUUGGUUUUGGUAUCAUGGUUGGCAUCUUCAUGAUGGCAAAGAAAACUAAGUUCUAUAGGUCAUUUUGAUUUUGAUGUUUAAAAUACUGACAGGGGCAGUAUGAUGGUUAAACCAUAGACGUCAAACGAAGUGUAGUAUGCUUAUGGAAUAUUGACUACGUUUCUGUUUUUAAAAUAAUUUUUAAAAAUGCUUCCCUUAGUCUGGUGUAAGCUCUUUUGAGACGGUUUUUCAAUUUUUUGAUUUUUAACGCCUUUAUUUUACUUAUUGAGGACAUAUUGUAAUGGAAGAUAAUUUGUAGGUGAAGUGAAUGCAUGCAUCAUCGUUUUACAUUUGUGAUCUAUUUAUUUAUGAUUUAUAUUUAACUGAUUUAAUGUUACAAGCAAGCAUGUACAUUCUAUAUUUUAAAAAUAAUUAUAAAAAUUCCCCUCUUCCUUCCCAAGUCUGAUGUAAACUCUAUUGGGACACUUUAUCAGUUUUGCAAUUUUUGACCUUUUGAUGCUUGUUUUUGUAUUAUUUUAUUGUUGUAAAAAAAUUUAAUAAUUAAUCUUUCAAAACAGAGAAUAAAAUAACACUCUGAAUGGAUUUUUUAAAAAUGCCAAAGUGUUCAGCAUAGUUUUUUUUCCCCAAUGGUGUUCCACACUAUGAUUCAUGACAAUAAGUUAUUGGUCAUUUUUUUUUCUUGUAGAACAAAAUUUAUAGCUCUUAUGUUUGGAGAGAUGAUCAGGUAUAAGGUGGCACAUGAUUCAUAUGCACUGCAAAAAUAUAGAAUUGGAUCAAAAUAACAAAAAUAAAAGCUGUUGUCUUCUGUUGGAACUAAAAUACAAACCAUUUUCUCAUUGCACAAAUGUUUGCAUUUAACAUGGAGAACUUGUAAUGGACACAUUAAAUAAAAUUACAUGCUUUGAGAUAUA